This is a messenger RNA of Caenorhabditis remanei, 942 nucleotides long. RefSeq lists its product as uncharacterized. NCBI's taxonomy places the organism in Eukaryota, Metazoa, Nematoda, Chromadorea, Rhabditida, Rhabditidae. Gene Ontology annotation, cellular component: nucleus. The transcript is spliced from 3 exons. The record is from RefSeq and is a predicted model, not a curated record. Bases 1 to 942 code for a protein of 313 amino acids.
AUGGACAACUCACCAGCAAAUUUCCAAUGCGAUACUUGCCAGAAAACGUUUGCACGUCUUUUUGACCUAAAUGACCAUGCAGUCGUUCAUGCAGACGAGAGACCAUUCGAAUGUGAGAUUUGCGAUCAAAAAUUCAAGACAAAAUCGAGUUUACGAGAUCAUGAAACGGUGCAUGAGGAGUUGACACCUUAUGAAUGCUCGAUUUGUAGGACGCCUAUUCGCUGGAAAUCCUUCAUCCGCAAACACAUCCACCGCCAACACAACCUCACCGGCGAACAACUCGAGUACGCGGUGAAAUGGACCGUCGACACAUUCUCCACAGAGAGAUUAAACCAUCCAGACACCCAGAGGGCGCCAUCAAGUACCAAGCACGACUUCCAACCAAAUCAAGACAGAAUCUCAGCGAAGAAGCGAAGGAGAGUUGAUGAGGAUACAGAAAUGGAUGAUAUCAACUCGAAUGCUCCGGCAGCCGUGACAAAGAUUAAUGCAGCUCUGCAGAAUAUGAAACUAGAAAAGAUUUCUGAUUUAUCGGAAGGAACGCCGCAUUCACGGAACAACACACCGGAGCCUGACCAGUCGGUGAGUUUUUUUGUCAUUGCUAUCAUCGAUAUCAUCGAUAUCAUCGCUAUUAUCGCUAUCAUCACUAUCAUCGCUAUCAUCGCAAUCAUCUCUAUUCUCGCUAUCAUCGAUAUCAUCGCUAUCAUCGCUAUCAUCGAUAUCAUCGAUAUCAUCGCUAUCAUCGAUAUCUUUUUUUUUCAGAAUUUCACCGACGACAUCCAACAAAUCUGUAGUCAAAUCUGCCGAAUCGGAAACGUCCGUCCGGAGUGUCAAGAUAGUAUUCGUCUGGUACUUUUUGAGACGAUUGAUGCGUUUGCGAGUGGAAGAUGCAACAAUGAUGCGGCCGAGUUCUUUAGGGAUAUGGCAGAGAAAUAUGAUGAAUGA